ACACACUGUUCCGAGUUCACUAGUUAUCACAGCCACAAAGUCAUAAACCCUGCCUGUUUCUACAAUUUCUCUUCUUAAAAUCUUAUUUUAAACAUCAUUAACCAAAAUUCAAAAGUCACUCGCACAUCUGAGCAAUCUCUGCAGGUGCAUGGCAACAGUUGAACAAGAUGAAGGAAAAAGGAAACCGCACACUGAUCUUGGUAGUAAUCACUGAUAUUUAAUAAGCUAACGUAAACACAAACCACACGCCUAAAUUUAAAUUAAGACCGAACACCAAAUUUUUGUUUCCAUUCAUUUUUACUAUAUAGCCCAUUUAGGCUGUGGUAACUAGCGGAAAUUAUACAAAUUAACGUAAAGGCUGCGUAAACGUUGCAUUGCGCGUACGUUUACAACAGUCAGGCGAUGCAACGAUGAUCCAAUGACACCGUUUGUAAGCACUGAAAGUCACCUGUGUGCUGUCCAAUUGUCCCUUGGAUUUGGGACCAUGGCUUAUCCAUUAAGGAGUGAAGUGGUCAGGCUGUAUAAAAAUCUCCUAUACCUUGGAUGGGAGUAUCCCAAAGGUGCUGGCUCCUUUAGGGAUAGACUGAAGUCUGCAUUUUUGAAUAACAAAGAUGUGAAAGACCCAGAGAUGAUCAAACAAAUGAUAGCCCGAGGGUAUUUUGUCAUCAAGGAGUUGGAAGCACUUUACUACCUGAGGAAGUACAGAGCCAUGAAAAAGCGGUACUAUGAACCUGAGGAAUGACUGGCGACACCACUGCCUUGAAAUGUGACAAAGUUAAGGUGCCCUCUAUGAAGAUGUUUUAUUAAGAAGGGUCUAAGAAGCCACUUGACGAGUCCAUCAAACACCAGAACGAUUGAAGGCCAUAUUAAAGUUCAAUAUAAGCCAUGACAGUGCAUUCAGUGUACAACAG
Oncorhynchus gorbuscha (pink salmon) is the source of this 911-nucleotide messenger RNA. Its product is annotated as LYR motif-containing protein 5A-like. Bases 419 to 742 code for a protein of 107 amino acids. The record is from RefSeq and is a predicted model, not a curated record. NCBI's taxonomy places the organism in Eukaryota, Metazoa, Chordata, Actinopteri, Salmoniformes, Salmonidae. Gene Ontology annotation, cellular component: mitochondrion. The transcript is spliced from 3 exons. Gene Ontology annotation, biological process: respiratory electron transport chain.